Messenger RNA from Pocillopora verrucosa, 498 nucleotides. The record is from RefSeq and is a predicted model, not a curated record. Lineage: Eukaryota; Metazoa; Cnidaria; Anthozoa; Scleractinia; Pocilloporidae.
AUGAACUUUUUUAACCCUUACUUUGUCGUCACUGAAGCCAGUGGACAUGGAAUGAAGGAUGUACUAGACUGGUAUAACGCUACAGAUUCUGGAAGUCUAUACAAUGGCGUGCAUGUGGUCUUCAUAGACUUCCGAAAAGCCUUCGAACUGGUGGAUCAUGGCGUUCUGUUGACUAAACUCGCGGGCAUGGGCAUCACCAUGAGCUUUUGGAAAUGGACACAGAGCUACCUAUCAGGCAGAAUACAGCAGGUUAAGCUUCCGGGAGUCCUCUCCAGACAUGGUGAGGUGAUUGCUGGUGUACCCCAGGGCGGUGUCAUUUCUCCUACACUUUUUAAUAUGCAUGUCAACGAUAUUGAGGACUGCAUCCCCAGGGGAAUACCUGUAUCUACUUGCAAGUACGCUGAUGACUGCACCCAAUACGAACUUGUUUUUAAGGACUCUGUCAGUCAAAUGCAGGAUGCUUGUGACUCACUUGGAAAGAUGGGCUGUGCAGAAUAA